Molecule: messenger RNA, 558 nt
Organism: Trichoplax adhaerens
Lineage: Eukaryota; Metazoa; Placozoa; Uniplacotomia; Trichoplacea; Trichoplacidae
Exons: 3
Coding region: 1-558 (185 amino acids)
Biological process (GO): cytochrome c-heme linkage
Cellular component (GO): mitochondrion
Molecular function (GO): holocytochrome-c synthase activity
Source: RefSeq, a predicted model, not a curated record
AUGCCUCCACCAAACCAGAGGCCGUCACCUGGACAACCUUUUUCACUCUCAACUGAUAGAGAAAUCUCAUCAAUUCCGAAAGCAAGCGAUAAGGAGGAGAAGUGGGUGUAUCCCUCACCUCAAAUGUUUUGGAAUGCUAUGCUGAGGAAAGGAUGGAAAUGGGAAGAUGAUCAAAUUAAGAACAAUGAUAUGGAUUGGAUUAUAAGGAUGCAUAAUACUAAUAAUGAAACUGUAUGGCGGGAAAUUUUAAAAUGGGAGACGCUACACGCCAAGGAAUGCGGUCAGCCAAAGUUAGCUCGAUUUUAUGGCAAAGCUCAGGAUUUCUCUCCUCGAGCCAGAAUACGAAGCUGGCUAGGAUACGAACUGCCAUUUGAUCGUCACGACUGGAUCAUAAAUCGAUGUGGCAGAGAAGUUCGUUACGUUAUCGACUUUUACGAUAAAGGAGAAGUUGAUCCACAAACAGGUGUUGUUGCUCUACUGGAUGUACGACCUGCGUUAGAUUCGUGGGGAGCUGUUUGGGACAGAGUGAAAGUGGCUUGGUGGAGGUGGACAUCAUAA